AUGAAUGAGUCUGUGUGGCUCCACUUCAGAAGAGGAGUACUCUUGUUCGUUUGGAUCGUCUUCGUAGUCGGAUCAAAGUUUCGUCUGCUCAACGAACGAAUUAAAAAAUGUACGAACAGUAGUAAAGUUAGUUCUUUGAGGCGUUCUGGGAACGAGGCGUAUUUGGAAAUUGGCGAAAAUUCAAGUCAUUCACCGUUGAAUGAAAUCGCGACCAUUUCUCGACUGCAUCGAGAACUGAGAAACGCGAUUCACCUCAUCGAAGAAUACUUCGCUUCAAUAAUUUUGUUGAACUCUCUCAAGCAGCUGCUCACUGCAACCACUUGCAUUCAUAUUUUUUAUCGACAAUUGAAAAUUCGUGAGCAGUUCACGGUGGACGCUCUUGUGUACACGGUGCAUAUGUCAGCAUGGUGGAUUUAUCCGGUUACAAUGCUGUUCGUGCUUUCAAAUGUUUGUGGAUCUACAACCGAGGAGGCCAAUGCUACAGGAAACUUACUUCACGCAACCCUCGUCAAUUGCCGAAUCGAUAGUCACAAAAUUCCGGAAUUCGACAUUUUUGUUCUGGAGCUGCUCCAAAAUAGGGUCACCAUUUCUCUCUUGGGAUUUGUCGAGGCAAAUUACGUUCUAGUGUACAGUAUGAUUGUAACGUCAGCCGGUUACCUUACGAUAAUGCUACAAUUCUAUGAUUAGUCGAGGACGAUAUCGAAAAAUCGUAAGAUAAAAUGGCUUGUGAAAAACAUUCGAAAUCUUUUAAAAAUAUUUCCUGCGACAGGAAAUUUUGAAUACGAAAUACGUAACGGGCCGAAAAAACGAAAUGAGAUUUUCUUGUCUUUUUCAAUGACACUUUGAUGCUUCGUUGAUUAAGCUGUGAUACGAAAAUUUCAAUAAAACGAUUUUAUCACGAUGCUCAUUUAUAAUCAGGGAAAAGUGGCACUGAACAGCGAAUCGAUUCAAGCCAGACACGUGUGGCGGGACAUUCAUUAUGGUAAUUGAAAGAAUGCGUCAAAGUGCGUGCAUAUUCAGGUACAAACACGGUUGUGAUGCCGCGAGAGCAUGACGAAGA
Molecule: messenger RNA, 1060 nt
Organism: Venturia canescens
Lineage: Eukaryota; Metazoa; Arthropoda; Insecta; Hymenoptera; Ichneumonidae
Exons: 7
Coding region: 1-687 (228 amino acids)
Biological process (GO): chemosensory behavior; sensory perception of taste; male courtship behavior
Cellular component (GO): axon; neuronal cell body; membrane
Source: RefSeq, a predicted model, not a curated record